Molecule: messenger RNA, 1005 nt
Organism: Rotaria sordida
Lineage: Eukaryota; Metazoa; Rotifera; Eurotatoria; Philodinida; Philodinidae
Source: the annotation of a GenBank genome assembly
AUGUCUAAAGUCUGUGAACAUCCAUUCUGCACUCGUUCAAUAUCAACAACAUGUUCAAAUCAUUGUCAAUUAGAUUUAUGUCAAGAACAUACAAUUGAACAUAAAGCUUUAUUUCUCGUUCAAUAUGAAAAAUCUUUUAAUAAAGUUACUGAAUCAUUAAAUGAAAUAAUUAAUUCAAUUGAAGAAACUAAAAAAAAUCUUAAUAAUAAUUAUCAAAAAGAUAUUUUUCUUGUUAAUGAGAAUCAUAAUAAUAAAUUAAAUGAACUCGAACAAGAGUUUCAAUUUGUUAUUGCAACACAAAAAUUAAUAAAACAAAAACUUCAAAUUUUAAAUGAUGUUAAAAAUGAUCAAACUUUUCUAUAUCAAUAUGAAAUUGAACAAAUUAAAUUAUAUUUAACAAAAAUUCAUGAAUAUCAUCAAGAUACAAUUGCAAAAGAAAAUAAUAAAAAUGACAUGAAAACAUCUUCUUCGUUUAAUUCUGACACCAAUGCAGAUGUUAAUUAUUCUCAUAAAUUAAAUACUAAUAUAAAAUCUAAUAAUGUAAAACAUUUCUAUGGUCAAUGUCCUUUAACUCGUCUUGGUAUAUAUGGUUUGACCAAUAAACAUAAAUUACGUUUAUGUUCAUCAAACAGAAAAACAUCUGAUAUUUGUUUAAUAAAACAUUUUAAUCGUUAUCAUCAUUUGAAAUGGACAUUAUCAUCAACAUUAACAAAAGCUAUAAUUAAUAAAUUAGAUCCUUUAACAACAUGUAUUUUUCAAUCUGGAUUCGAUAUUAUUGAUCAACGUUUUCAUCGUAUUCGAUGUCCAUUAAAUAAAAUAAAAUCUUAUAAUUGUAGAAGUUUAAUUUUUAUAGGUUCAUUAAAAAAACAUUUAUUAAAAGUUCAUCAUUUUAAAUUAAAAACGUACAAUAAAAUUAAUGAAGCAAUUAAAAGAAAAAUUAGUUUAAUGAAAAUUGAUUUUGAUGAAGAUGAAUUUAAAUUCAACGACAAAAAUCAAUUUAUGUAA